Molecule: messenger RNA, 3420 nt
Organism: Sclerotinia trifoliorum
Lineage: Eukaryota; Fungi; Ascomycota; Leotiomycetes; Helotiales; Sclerotiniaceae
Source: the annotation of a GenBank genome assembly
ACAAGAAACGCCUUACAAAAAUUAGACUUGUACGAAUAACACUGUGCUAAGCGGAAGAAACCAAUAGAAAGAAUCAGGCUAUCUACCGACUUAGCGUGGUUCCGUCAUAUUCUAGGAACGCUACUGAGCACAUUAAACUACAAUACCCUUAAGCUGUCUUGAUCUCCAACACAACAAACAUCUUUCUUUCCAUAAAUUCUUUACCAAAUCAUCCAUUCACCCACCCUUUCCUUUUUUGAAGAUCAAUCUAUCUCCCAUCCAUCCUCUUUCCUACUUUGAUCAAGAAGUUUUAAUUUUAGUAAUCGUCAAUACUGGGCGAUUUCAAAAGAUAAAUCAUCAAAAUCUUUAGAGCUGUUGUCGACUGUCAAGGUCAAUAUUUAUCAAAAUGUCUGCUGAACCCGACCACGUCGAGCACAAGAAGAAGGUUAACCUCAAGUAAGAAAUGUCUCCAUCUACCAGCUUCCUAUCUUGAGGAUACAGUUCUAACAUCAUAUCUAGUGAUGCAUCUGGUGCUGAGCACAAAGGCGUAAGUCAUCUACAAACCGCCACAGUUUAUGACCACAGCAAGAUCGGACACUAACCAGUAUUCAAUGCAGAACGAUGAUAUUGCAACUGCAAUUUUAAAAAAGAAGAAGAAGCCAAACUCGUUGAUGUGAGUAUAUCCAACAAACACCCCACCUUCCUUGGCCGGUGCUUUGAAACUGACAUGCGGUGGCAACAGGGUUACCGAUGCUGUUAACGAUGAUAACUCCGUUAUUGCCCUCUCCAACAAUACCAUGGAAACUUUACAAUUGUUCCGUGGAGAUACUGUUUUAGUAAAGGGCAAGAAGCGCAAGGAUACUGUUCUCAUCGUCCUUGCUGAUGAUGACCUCGACGAUGGAAGCGCACGUAUGAACCGUGUUGUCAGACAUAAUCUCCGCGUUAAGCACGGUGACAUCGUUACUGUUCACCCAUGUCCUGAUAUCAAAUAUGUAAGUAACAAAAGAUCCACAAGCAUCUGCAAUAUGCUAAUAUGUGCAUAGGCCAAGCGCAUCGCAGUCCUUCCUAUCGCCGAUACUGUCGAGGGUCUUACGGGCUCCCUAUUUGAUGUAUUCUUAGCACCAUAUUUCCGCGAAGCCUACCGACCUGUGCGACAAGGAGAUCUCUUCACAGUUCGCGGUGGUAUGAGACAAGUCGAGUUUAAGGUUGUCGAGGUUGACCCACCGGAGUACGGAAUUGUUGCUCAAGAUACAGUUAUCCAUUGCGAAGGAGAGCCAAUUCAACGUGAGGAUGAAGAAGGGAAUCUGAACGAGGUCGGGUACGACGAUAUUGGAGGAUGCAGAAAACAAAUGGCACAAAUCCGAGAGAUGGUCGAGUUGCCAUUAAGACAUCCCCAACUAUUUAAAUCUAUCGGUAUCAAGCCUCCUCGUGGUGUUCUCAUGUUUGGUCCACCUGGUACCGGUAAGACCCUCAUGGCUAGAGCUGUGGCAAACGAGACUGGAGCUUUCUUUUUCCUGAUCAACGGACCCGAGAUCAUGUCAAAGAUGGCUGGUGAGUCUGAAUCAAAUUUGCGUAAAGCUUUCGAAGAGGCUGAGAAGAACUCGCCUGCUAUCAUUUUUAUCGAUGAAAUUGAUUCCAUCGCACCCAAGCGUGACAAGACCAAUGGAGAGGUCGAACGUCGUGUUGUUUCACAAUUGCUCACACUUAUGGAUGGUAUGAAGGCCAGAUCCAAUGUUGUUGUUAUGGCCGCUACCAAUAGGCCGAACUCCAUUGAUCCAGCUCUUCGUCGUUUCGGUCGCUUCGAUCGUGAAGUCGAUAUCGGUAUCCCUGAUCCAACUGGUCGUCUCGAAAUUCUCCAAAUCCACACCAAGAACAUGAAGUUGGGUGAGGAUGUUGAUCUCGAGCAAAUCGCUUCCGAGACUCACGGUUACGUUGGUUCUGAUGUUGCCUCCCUCUGCUCUGAAGCUGCCAUGCAACAAAUUCGUGAGAAGAUGGAUCUUAUCGAUCUUGAUGAAGAUACUAUCGACGCCGAGGUUCUUGACUCCCUUGGUGUUACCAUGGACAACUUCCGUUUCGCCCUUGGUGUUUCCAACCCAUCUGCCCUUCGCGAAGUUGCCGUUGUCGAGGUUCCAAACGUUCGCUGGGACGAUAUCGGAGGCCUGGAAGAGGUCAAGCGCGAGCUCAUCGAGAGCGUGCAGUACCCCGUGGACCAUCCUGAAAAGUUCCUCAAGUUUGGUCUUUCUCCAUCCCGUGGUGUCUUAUUCUACGGUCCUCCUGGUACUGGUAAGACCUUGCUUGCCAAGGCCGUUGCCAAUGAAUGUUCCGCCAACUUCAUUUCCGUUAAGGGUCCAGAGUUGUUGAGUAUGUGGUUCGGUGAAUCUGAAAGCAAUAUCAGAGAUAUUUUCGACAAAGCUCGUGCCGCUGCACCUUGUGUUGUUUUCCUCGAUGAAUUGGAUUCUAUUGCCAAGUCCCGUGGUGGAUCUAAUGGUGAUGCUGGUGGAGCCUCCGAUCGUGUUGUCAAUCAACUUUUGACUGGUGAGUGUAUUCGGUUUUAAUGCUAUGUGAAUUUGAAAGCUAACCCUACUUAGAAAUGGAUGGUAUGACUUCAAAGAAGAAUGUUUUCGUUAUUGGUGCUACAAACAGACCUGAGCAGCUCGACAAUGCUCUCUGCAGACCUGGUCGUCUAGAUACCCUCGUCUAUGUUCCUCUUCCAAACGAGAGCUCUCGUGCUGGUAUCCUCAAGGCCCAACUCAGAAAAACCCCAGUCGCCGAUGACGUCGACCUCAGCUACAUUGCAUCUCGUACUCACGGAUUCUCUGGUGCUGAUUUGGGGUUCAUCACCCAACGUGCCGUGAAGCUCGCUAUCAAGGAAUCUAUCUCUCUGGAUAUUGAGCGCCGCAAGGCUCUUGAAGCCGCUGGUGGGGAUGUUGACAUGGAGGAUGAAGAUGUUGAGGACCCAGUACCUAAAUUGACCAAGGCUCAUUUCGAGGAGGCUAUGUCACAAGCUAGACGAUCAGUGUCCGAUGUUGAAAUCCGCCGGUAUGAGGCAUUUGCUCAGAGCAUGAAGAGCUCUGGACCUGGGGCUUUCUUCAAGUUCCCUGAAGCUGGUGAGGCCGCCGAGGCUAGCGGAGGAGGUGCUGGUGGAUUUGGUGAUGCUGGUAACGACGACAGCCUUUACGACUAGAUCUGUAUUUUUAAUAUUUUUCUACGUCAUUUACAGCAUACACAUGAGAACCCGACGAACGUUUGGGCGGGCUUUUGACCCGGUGGAAUUUGAUAUGGGCUUCUAUGUCAUUUGACAUAGCCAAGUUUCAUUCAUGACCCCUAACAUACAUUGUAUCAAGCCAAGAGUUGCGACAGGUAUGGAGAUUUUCAUUCAUCGCGAUAUAUGGUCAAGGUGGUGCCCUUAGCAUAGAAUGCAUUAUAAAAACACAUUUCAUA